CAAGGUCUGUGGCUCCAGUGGAUUUGACAGGAGCCAACAGUUCAACACAACACCACUUUCAGGAAAUUAGAAGUUCGGUUUCGGACCUGUAACUUGUAGUAGAAGUUAGACAUAUUCACGUUGAGUUAAAACAUACAACUGUUGAAUAACGACAGUAAUUGAUACAUGUGUAGGUAGACGGUGAUAAUGUUGGACCCUGCGGGAGGAUGAUGAAGAAGAGAUUGUGGCGAGUUAUGUCAGCGUGCCUACUUGUGUUAUUACUGUGUUGGCACCCCACUAAAUAUGUUAGCUGCACAGAGCAACCCCCAGAGGCUCAGACCCAGAGUCUGAAGGAAGAUCCUGGCGACAGGUCCCAUCACAAGGGUGUUGUUCAGUUAGAGGAUGGCUGGGGGUCACAGUAUGUCCAGCACCUAUCUGAAGAGGAGGUGCUGCCAGAGGGAGAGGAGGUGGAGACACAGCAGCGAGGCCUAGCAGAGGAGGAGGGGGCGGGGACUCCAAGCACUGAGGUGGAGAACAAGGAGCAUGUUCAGACGUUGGACCUGGAGGAUUCUGAGAAGGAGCCAGAGACAGCAGAACCAGAGGCCGAGCCAGAGACAGCAGAACCAGAGGCCGAGCCAGAGACAGCAGAACCAGAGGCCGAGCCAGAGACAGCAGAACCAGAGGCCGAGCCAGAGACAGCAGAACCAGAGGCCGAGCCAGAGACAGCAGAACCAGAGACAGCAGAACCAGAGGCCGAGCAGCCACCUCCAGAGCCCGUUGUCACCCAAGAGCUGCAGCCAACACCCACCUCUGACCUAUUCCCUCUAUCCUCUGCCCUCAACCCCGUCACUGAAGACCCCUCCAUGCCCCAUGGCUCGUCCUCUAGUGUACCAGAGGAUACUUUGUCUGAUGUCCCUGUACCGGAAUUCAGCGAUACUGAUCUUGCCACAGACGACUGUGAAGCUGGAGAAACCAACCCCUUUGAUGAAUCCUGGACCUGCCUGAGUAGCGGCUCCAACAUCCAGGACCAGAGUCCCAGUCUUCCUGUUGUCCUGGAGAAACUUAACAACGCUCAAGGAAAAGGCACCAAGACCGACAACACCUCCCACAUGCUGAAAGAACGGGGCUUGAGCUCACACAUCGCCACGGAGAAGGAUCCUAAUGUGGCAACCAAGGAUGCGGAGGACAUCCCCACCUUUGACGAGUGGAAGAAGAAAAUUAUGGAGAAGGAGAACACUCUGGCCACUCACAUCUCCACCAACGGCGGCUCCCACGCUGUAAAGAAGGUGCAGAAGAACUUCAACAACUAUGCCUCAGUGGAGUGUGGCGCCAAGAUCCUGGGAUCUAACCCAGAGGCUAAGAGUACUUCAGCCAUAUUAAUGGAGAGCAUGGAUCAUUACAUGUUAAACCCCUGCAGCAACAAGAUCUGGUUCAUCAUCGAGCUGUGCGAUCCCAUCCAGGUGAAGCAGUUGGACAUUGCUAACUUUGAGCUCUUCUCCUCCACACCCAAAGACUUUCUGGUCUCCAUCAGUGACAGGUACCCGACCAACAAGUGGGUGAAGCUGGGCACUUUUCAUGCUCGGGAGGAGCGCACUGUUCAGAGUUUCCCUCUGGACGAGCACCUGUACGCCAAAUAUGUCAAGAUGUUCACCAAGUACAUAAAGGUGGAGCUGGUCUCUCACCAUGGAUCUGAACACUUCUGCCCCCUUAGUCUCAUAAGGGUUUUUGGAACGAGCAUGGUGGAGGAGUAUGAGGAGAUCGCUGACCCCCUGGACAGACCAGACGACCAGGAUGACGACCUCGAUUAUCCUCCUGGAUACGUUCCUGCAGAGGACAAGGCUUCAAAUUACCUCAUAGGAUCAGCCAAGGACGUCAUUCUGAACAUGGUGAACAACAUUAAAGUCAACGUGCUGGGGGGAGGACCAGGUGAAGGGAACUUCUCAGGCCAGACAGUGAACCUGACUGUCGUUACAUCAUCUGACCCUGACACCACCACCACCCUCAGCCCAGUGCCUGACGCUGUAGAGGUGGAGCAGCCUGAAGUACUAGAGGACACUGAUGUCACUACCACAGAGGAACCCAAACCAGAGCAUGUAACUGAAGAGAAGCAGGUAGUCUCUCCUGUAGAGGAGGAGGAGGAGGUCCAGUCUAUAGUCACCAUGCUGGAAGAGGAUGGGAGGGAGAGAGAGGAGCACCGUUGCCCUGGCCAUCGACAGCAAGAAAGCCUUGACUACUGUGGCCCAUCUUCCUCUUCUUCUUGCUCCUGCUCAGCCUCCCUCCAGGAGUACCUCGUUCACCAGUGUUCCUUUCAGAGGAACUAUACCAGCCAGGAGAGGAAACCAGAGGCUACUCCAGCUCCAGUCACCCCCACCACCCCGUCACAGCAGCUGCCCAUCUCCCCCACGCCCACCCAGACACCCCAGCAUUCACACACUCAGGGGGAACAACCCCAGGAGAGAGAGCCCAGCUCUGCCCAUGGGGAGAGAGAAGCCAGGCCCACUGACACCCCACCACACCUUCCAUGGGUUGAGACUGAGGCAGUGGAAGAGGUAGAGCCCAGUAUGGAGCUGCCCCACCUAGAGCCCAGCCAGACCUCCACCCUGCCCAGACCCAGCUCCACCGACACCUCCAGCUCUGCCGCCAGGCCCACACCUGCCGUGGCGCCUCCACUCCACACCUUAUCCAAAGACCUGCCUGGGCAGAAGCACCCUAUCACUGGGGCAGAGAAAAGCCAAGAGGUGCAGCAGGGGGAGAUCAGGCAGCCUCCCACUGUCGCCACCUCCAGCUCCAGUGGCCCAGUGGAGCAGAGUUGGGGAACCCCUGUAGAGGAGAGGCCCUGUCCUGAAGUCCAGCCUGUAGAACAAGACAACAUCCCGGUCAUCCACCAACCACAUGUGGCUGAUCCACUCCCCCCACCCCUCCUCAUUACCUCCACCCCCACAGAGCAGCAGCAGCCUCUGGGAUCCCCACUUAAACCAGCGGGUGCCGGCAGCGGCAACACUACUCCUGAGGAGCAGAACUCUGUCCCCAUCGUGGUCAUGACGGAGCCCCCCUCACAUGGCCAUGGCCAGGCCGUGGCCACGGAAACCAAGGGGAAGGCGGAGCUUGUGGAGGACAUUGUCUUCACCCCGUCGCCCAAUGGCAACGGGCAGCAGCUGCCUCGCCCCACCUCCUUCCAGCCCCCCUCUCCUUCCCCUUUAGACUUCUAUGCAGAGCUCCACAACGCCACGGAGCAGGGGAACGGGAACCCAAUGCACGGCUCCACCAGCCAGAAGGAGUCUGUGUUCAUGAGGCUCAACAACCGCAUCAAGGCCCUGGAGAUGAACAUGUCGCUGAGCGGACGCUACCUAGAGCAACUCAGCCAGAGGUACCGAAGGCAGAUGGAAGAGAUGCAGAGGGCUUUCAACCAAACCAUCAUCAAACUGCAGAACACAUCCAGGAAGGCAGAGGAGCAGGACCAGAGACAGACAGAGUCCAUCCAUUCGUUGCAGGGCCAACUGGAGGACGUCACACAGCUGGUGCUCAACCUGUCUGCGAGAGUCAGCCAGCUGCAGAGCCAGGUGACAGACAGGCAGAGUUACCUCCUGCUGUGCCUGGUGUUGUGUUUGAUCCUGGGCCUGCUGCUGUGUUUCCAGCACUGUCGCAUGGCUGCCAUGCAGCCUCCCUCCACAGACCCUCCUAUAACCUACAGCUACUGCUCCCCAGAGAGGCGGUUCUCUGAAUAUGAAGACAUGAGCUUGAAGAGACGAGCCUCAUAUCCUCUCCUGCACUCUGAUUCCUUUCAGUUACCUUCCACUGAAGGCAAGUUUACUCAUGACGAUGUCUGUAUGUGUGUGUGGAGGAGUGUGUACUUCCUUCUGAUUCCUCAUUCCAAGGUUUGUGGAAGCCCAUUCAUAGACACUAUCCACCUUAGUGGCUGUCUAUUCAUGAAGAUACCUUCUGGCUGGGGGAGUUUUGUUAAGAGCCCUGGCAAACGGUCUCUUGUGCUUGCAGGUGCAGAGUCACUGCAAACUGUUGAAUCAAUCAAUUUUCCACCAGCUAAUAAAAAGAAACGCAGUAAGAUGAAGACCGUGGAGACCCUGAAGAGCACUGCUUUCUGUUCUCCUUUGCUUGCUAACCGAGCGCCUAUAUAUGACGGCCGUGGCACCAUAGACCCUCUACCCCGCACGGGGCAUCUCCGCCACCCUGCCUUCAGGGACCCCCCCUCUGAGGGCAGCUCCGAGGGCUCCUCCCAGUCAGACGAGCCCUCCUUCUGCGGCCUCGCUGCUGCCACCUGCACGCGCCUCUGUGACGGCCUGCCCCUGCCCAGGAGCAGGGCAGAAAAUCUGUCUUUCAAGCCUGGGCGCGUGGAUCUCCUGCAGGGCCCGCGGAGAGACAGGAGUGAAGCUACACCCACCAUCCUUACCCUGCAGGACCUCAUCGGGGGGGAAAAAGAGCUAGCUGCAGGGAGGCUGGGAGUGAUGGCGCUCUGAGGUCCCGUCUGACACAGACUGCUCCUCCUUCAGACUCUGGAACACUCAUCCUCUGAAAGGAGGGUUGUUGUUAUCUCUGUAUACAUAGGAGGCUUUAGGCUAGUACACAAAUGAGACAAUCCCUCUUCUUCCACCUCCUAACCAGCAUGUUAUGUUCUGUCCAUGUUCUCUGUCAAACCUUUUGUCAGGCUCUUUGUUAUGAGGUUAAUAAUGACAACCUUAAAAGAUAAGUUAACUUUUUUUAACCAAAUCUGUAUUUUGGAUGUAAAUGGCAUGUUCUAGAAUAAAACAUGGAACAAAAGCCAAAAAAUUAACCUAAAUACGUCAUUUUAGAAACGCAACUUCUGAAUUUGUCUUUCCAAACUUUAUCUGCAAUGUUAUAUUUAAUUUUGUGCAGCUCAAGCAGUUUCCCCUAUCCAUCUGCGCUUAUUUUCCGUGUAGCCAGAGCAUGCACACCCAGAAAAGUAUCAUGGGCUACACGGCUAAAGACCUGCAUCACUAGUGAGAGCGUUGCCAUUUCUAAAAGGAUGUAUUUGGGUGAUUUUAGAGCUUUUGUUUUACUUUAUCCCCACCCUGGCACUGCAGAAUGAGCAGGAGGAAGUUUAUCUCUGGUUGGGGUAAGUUUAUCAAAAACAAGUGAAAUCGCAAAAAAAUAAUGUCUGGGCACUUCUAUAACAUCCCAUUUACAUUCAAAAUACAGAUUUGGUCAAAAAAAAAAUUAAGAAGUUAUCCUUUAAAGGUGCACAAUGUAACAAUUAAAACUACAAAUAAUAGCCAAUUUCAAGGAUGGGCUAAAGGAAUACAAUUCCAUGAAAGGAAAAUCUAAGUUAGAAUUUGCUUUUACUAGUGGGUUGCUGGUCUAGCCAUGUUCCUUUCAUAGACACAGCAGGUUUUUCCUGGUUCAAGAAUGGUUCUCAUUUUCUGAAGUUGAAAACAAUUUAUUAUAUUAGGGAUAAAUGGGCCCUAUCAAAGCUAUUUGACCACAGUAAAAGUCCAGCAACACCUGCUAUGACCUAGCUUUUUGUUAGAACUUGUUUUGUAAUUUAUGGACGAGUGAGUAGAUUGUACCAUGGUUGGACACCUGCAAUUUCAUGCAAAUGUCACUUAAAUAUAAAUCGUUAAUAUAUUUAUCAUAUCAUGAAUAAAGGCAGGUUGAGACUUUUCUACUAUUA
Molecule: messenger RNA, 5623 nt
Organism: Oncorhynchus masou masou (cherry salmon)
Lineage: Eukaryota; Metazoa; Chordata; Actinopteri; Salmoniformes; Salmonidae
Product: SUN domain-containing ossification factor-like
Exons: 22
Coding region: 207-4451 (1414 amino acids)
Biological process (GO): regulation of bone remodeling; protein folding in endoplasmic reticulum
Cellular component (GO): cytoplasm; membrane
Source: RefSeq, a predicted model, not a curated record